Molecule: messenger RNA, 3180 nt
Organism: Xenopus tropicalis (tropical clawed frog)
Lineage: Eukaryota; Metazoa; Chordata; Amphibia; Anura; Pipidae
Gene: braf
Product: B-Raf proto-oncogene, serine/threonine kinase
Exons: 20
Coding region: 85-2523 (812 amino acids)
Biological process (GO): signal transduction
Cellular component (GO): extracellular region
Molecular function (GO): protein serine/threonine kinase activity; transferase activity; nucleotide binding
Source: RefSeq, a predicted model, not a curated record
GCGCACGCUCAGUCCGCCCCUCCCUCUCCGAAGCCUGGGAAGACCUGGGUCGGCCGAGCGGGUGCGCGCACCAUAGUAUCCCUCAUGCUCGCUCCCGCGCCUCCGGACCACUUCAAGAUGGCGGCGGUAAGUGGGGGAUCAACCGAGGGGCCCUCACUGCUCAACGGGGACCUGCUGGAGUCCGAGACCGGGGGACUGGGCGGAGCCGGCGAGAUGUGUGCGUCCGGGGGGUACCCGGAGGAGGUCUGGAAUAUAAAGCAGAUGAUAAAGUUAACACAAGAGCACAUCGAAGCCCUGCUGGACAAAUUUGGAGGCGAGCACAACCCCCCAUCUAUAUACGUAGAGGCUUAUGAGGAAUACACCAGCAAACUGGAUCUAUUACAGCAGAGGGAACAGCAGUUACUGGAGUCUAUGGGCAAUGGAACAGACUCUACUUCUUUGCCUUCAGAGCUGACACUUUCCUCGGUCCCAUCUAAUCUAUCCUUGGCUCCUUCAGCUCUCUCAGCCCUGCGGACCCCCAGCGACCCCUCCCGUAUCAAUCCCAAGUCUCCCCAGAAACCUAUUGUCCGAGUCUUCCUUCCCAACAAGCAGCGCACUGUGGUACCAGCUAGGAGUGGUGUGACAGUGCGAGACAGCCUAAAGAAAGCCCUGAUGAUGCGAGGGUUAAUCCCAGAAUGCUGUGCUGUGUACAGGGUGCAAGAUGGGGAGAAGAAGCCGAUUGGCUGGGAUACAGAUAUAAGCUGGAUCACUGGAGAAGAGUUACACGUGGAAGUCUUGGAGAAUGUGCCGCUCACAACCCAUAACUUUGUACGGAAAACCUUCUUCACGCUGGCUUUCUGCGACUUCUGUCGGAAGCUGCUGUUCCAGGGCUUCCGCUGCCAGACGUGCGGGUACAAGUUCCACCAGCGGUGCAGCACGGAGGUGCCUCUUAUGUGUGUUAACUACGACCGUCUAGAUUUGCUGUUUGUCUCCAAGUUCUUUGAACACCACCCAAUAUCUCAGGAGGAAGCUCCGUUUGAAGAGGUCGCCCCAGCCGCUGAGUCCUCGACUCCUCCGCCCCCUCCAGAUGCCACAGGCCCCCUCUGUCUACCGAGUACUUCUCCUUCCAAAUCCAUCCCGAUUCCCCAGCCGUUCCGACCGGAUGAGGACCACAGGAACCAGUUUGGCCAGCGAGAUCGGUCGUCCUCGGCGCCCAACGUGCACAUAAAUACCAUCGAGCCGGUCAAUAUUGACGACUUGAUUCGAGACCAGGGCCUCCAGUGCAGCGAGGGAGCCCCCUCAGUCCAGCCGACGCGCUGCCAUCGGAAAUACCACUCGCGGGACCCCAGCCCACUCCUCCAUACUCUCCCCAGUGAAAUAGUCUUUGAUUUUGAAUCUGAUCCUGUUUGCAGAGGUUCAACCCCCGGCUUAUCGGCGACCCCCCCUGCCUCCCUCCCCGGCUCCCUCACCAACGUCAAGGCGCUACAGAAAUCCCCGGGGCAGCAGAGAGAGCGCAAGUCCUCCUCGUCCUCGACGGAAGACAGGAGUCGGAUGAAAACGCUCGGACGACGCGAUUCCAGCGACGACUGGGAGAUUCCCGACGGGCAAAUCACGGUUGGGCAGAGAAUAGGUUCUGGAUCGUUUGGGACAGUGUAUAAGGGAAAGUGGCACGGGGACGUAGCAGUGAAAAUGUUGAAUGUAACGGCGCCAACGCCUCAGCAGCUACAGGCCUUUAAAAAUGAAGUAGGAGUCCUCAGAAAAACGCGACACGUGAACAUCCUGCUUUUCAUGGGCUACUCCACGAAGCCCCAGCUGCGACUAGUGACCCAGUGGUGCGAGGGCUCCAGUCUCUAUCACCACCUGCACAUCAUCGAGACCAAAUUCGAAAUGAUCAAGCUGAUCGACAUUGCACGACAGACGGCGCAGGGCAUGGACUAUUUGCACGCGAAGUCAAUCAUCCACAGAGACCUAAAGAGCAAUAAUAUAUUCCUUCAUGAAGACCUCACAGUAAAGAUUGGUGACUUUGGCCUGGCAACAGUGAAGUCCCGGUGGAGUGGGUCUCAUCAGUUUGAGCAGUUGUCUGGCUCCAUUCUGUGGAUGGCUCCUGAGGUCAUUCGGAUGCAAGAUAACAACCCCUAUAGCUUUCAGUCUGAUGUCUACGCGUUUGGCAUUGUUCUAUAUGAACUGAUGACGGGGCAGUUGCCCUACUCCAACAUCAACAACAGAGACCAGAUCAUAUUUAUGGUUGGGAGAGGCUACUUAUCUCCCGACUUCAGCAAAGUUAGGAGUAAUUGCCCCAAAGCAAUGAAGAGGUUAAUGGCAGACUGUCUAAAGAAGAAGAGAGAUGAGCGCCCCCUAUUCCCACAGAUUCUCGCCUCCAUCGAGCUGCUGGCACGGUCAUUGCCAAAAAUCCACCGCAGCGCGUCUGAGCCGUCCUUAAACCGCGCUGGAUUCCAGACGGAAGACUUCAGUCUGUACACGUGCGCUUCUCCCAAAACGCCUAUCCAGGCGGGAGGUUAUGGAGAGUUUACAGCCUUCAAGUAACCGCCCAGCACUGCGAGCGCCUCUGUCUCUCCCUCAGUCUUGUGUUCCUCUAGUUUCUUAGCACUGACAGUAAAUACAGAAAUAAGCAGAUAAUCCAUCCGUGUUGUUAAAGGGACGCGGCGCCGGAGGAGGAGGGGAGGGAUAAGGGACCAAUCGGCGCUUGGAACUAACUCUGCUCCGCCCCCGGCAUGGAGUGGGCAUGGCCGCCUUUGGAAAUCAGUGGGGGCUUUAUUCCAUGGACUAAUCCUUCUGUUUGGAUUCCAUCCACCAAUCAGCAUGGGAGGAGCUGCUCCAAUCAUCCACUUUGGGUUUUUUUUUUAACUAAUCUCUGACAAACAAAAUGGUAAAUCUCCUUGGUUACGGAGCCAAUCCUGGCACAGAGUGUGGGCACAGGGACCCACUGUCGGCCCUUGGUUUGGAACCCUGGGGCCCCGGGUGUUGCUGGACUACACAUCCCAUGAUUAUGUUGGUGAAACUUGGGUUUAGGGUUGGCACCUUUGCUGGGGUCAAAAACUGGAGAAAGGGGAGGGGCAGGGUCCAACUGGAGCAUAGGGGCCCACUAGGCCCCUCCUACUAACAGCCGCCUCCCUGCCCCAGCCCUUUAACCUUCUGGGGAGGGGGGAAGCGGCCCAGGCAGGGGAAAGGGAGUGGCCGGGG